AUGAAGUUUUUGCCACAAAAGUACCGCGAGUCCCAGACCAACUGGUUCGGCAAAAGAGGUAUAUCGUGGCAUAUAUCUGUGGUAUAUCGUCGUGUUGAAGGAGUGCUCCAAUGGCAAGGGUUUAUUCACGUGGUCCAGUCUUGUAGUCAGGAUAGCCUUGCAGUCGUGUCUAUAGUGCAGCACGUGUUGAAAACUGUCAAGCAAGAGCACAACGAGAUCAAGAAAGCUUUUCUUCGCCAGGAUAAUGCAGGUUGCUACCAUGCGGCAUACAAUCUCCUAUCAUGUCCAGAAAUCACAGCUUCCACUGGUAUCAAGAUCGUAAGGGUAGAUUUCAGUGACCCUCAAGGUGGGAAGGGUGCUGCAGACAGGCUGGCAGCAACCUGCAAGUCACAUGUUAGGAUUCACAUCAACGAAGGGAAUGACGUUACUACAGCCACACAGCUAAAGGAUGCACUGCUCUCCAACGGAGGAAUACAAGAUGUUCGAGCUGUUGCUAUUGAAACCAUCUCUCCUACGAAAAUUGAGUACSCCCAAAAGAUUCCAGGCAUAAGCAAGCUCAAUAUUUUCGAGUUCAGCUCCAACUCCAUCACAACGUGGCGCGCCUACGACAUCGGGAAAGGAAAAGAUAUUCGACUGGAAGAGCAAUCUACAGAAAGCUUCUGUGACGACACGUACAACAAAAGAGCCGCAGAUGAAUGUCUCCGAGCAGCCCGCGGAUACCACACCCAGUCUGAUGUAUAUUCCUGCCCAAAAGACGGCUGCGUGCGAGUUUUUCAAAGAUUCUCUGCCCUUGAAAAGCAUUUGUCUCUUGAGAGAUGCUCGAAAUCUCUUGAGAAACAAUCGCUAUUUGAUCUUGCUAAGGUCAAAUACAAAGCCCACUUGGAAGAGGGGGUUGGGGUUCUACCGUCCUUAAAAUUCUCGUCUAGUAACAUGAGGACCUCGGAUUUACCUGCUGAAGAAGGCUGGGCUCUCAAAGAAAAUAAAAAGUCUGACCACUUUAGCGAAAAACAGAGAACCUACUUGGUCAACAAGUUCAACAUUGGGCAAACCUCAGGAAGAAAGUUGAACCCAGAAUUUGUAGCAAAGGACAUGAGACGUGCUCGAGGUCCCGACGGCUUGCGUCUUUUCAAUGUCUCAGAAUUCCUAAAGCCACAACAAAUUUUGUCCUAUUUUUCUCGUCUUGCUGCCAAAGUACGCCAGACCGUCCCAGAUGACCUUGCUAUCGACCCAAACGCAAUAGAGGAAGAGAAGAAUUUUUCCAGUGCAAGAGAAACAGUUAUGUCGACUCUCCAAUUACAGCACCCUAUCACUUACGACCAAUACGAUAUAU
Messenger RNA from Actinia tenebrosa (Australian red waratah sea anemone), 1330 nucleotides. RefSeq lists its product as uncharacterized. Lineage: Eukaryota; Metazoa; Cnidaria; Anthozoa; Actiniaria; Actiniidae. The record is from RefSeq and is a predicted model, not a curated record.